CAUUUUCUCCAUGGUUUUGUCUUGUAGCAGGAUCUUUGAUGACGACAAAGCUUUCACAGCCACAGUCUACACUGGCAAAAAGCCUAACUUCAACAAGUACAAAUGCACCCUAUUUUAAAGCAUUAGAAAGUACAGAAAUUCCACCUUACGUGACUAAUUGUCCCAGCAACGGGCUCUGCAGUAGGUUGCCACCAGACUGCAUGACAUGCAACACAAACUAUUCCUGUAUAUAUGGGAAGACAGCAACUUUUGAUUGCAAAGUCAAGCCACAUGUUCAUUGUGUUGAUGAGAAUAACCAAGAGCAGGAGAACUUUACAAUUAACAUGACGUGCCAGUUUUGCUGGCAGCUUGCCACAAGUGAUUAUGUCUGUACCAAUUCCACAAACUGCAUGACAGUUUCCUGCCCUCGACAACGAUACAAUGCAACUUGCACAGUCCGGGAUCACAUUCAUUGUCUAGGUAACCGUGUCUUUCCUAAGAUGCUCUAUUGCAACUGGACUGGAGGUUAUAAGUGGUCUACUGCCUUGGCACUAAGCAUCACCCUUGGUGGAUUUGGUGCCGAUCGUUUCUAUUUGGGUCAGUGGCGGGAAGGUCUGGGAAAACUCUUCAGCUUCGGUGGACUUGGAAUAUGGACACUAAUUGAUGUGCUGCUAAUAGGUGUUGGCUAUGUGGGACCUGCAGAUGGAUCUCUCUAUAUUUAAAUGUGGGUGCAAUGUGUUUCAGAGAGGAGUCAUUGCCUGCAAAGGGCUCUAAAUAAACGAGUGUGGAGGUUUGAGCCUUUAAGAUAGAAUGAAGAACAAGUGUUUGUUCUAUGUGCAUAUGUUUUAAUGUACAGUAUCUGUACUUGGUUUGCCUUUAACUAAGGUCAAAUAAAAGAGUGGAUCACUGA
This is a messenger RNA of Cyanistes caeruleus (blue tit), 889 nucleotides long. Lineage: Eukaryota; Metazoa; Chordata; Aves; Passeriformes; Paridae. The record is from RefSeq and is a predicted model, not a curated record.